AUGACUUUUCAGCAGUUAACAUUACUAAGAUUGAAUUCUUUGCUUUUAUCAGCAAUCUGUGGUGGUGAGAUCCAUAAAAAUGAAGGCCAGAUCCAGUCUCCUAAUUAUCCUGAUGACUACAGACCCAUGAAAGAAUGUGUGUGGAAAAUAAUAGCUUCAGAGAACUACAAUGUUGGGUUAACCUUUCAGGCAUUUGAGAUUGAAAGACAUGACAGCUGUGCUUAUGACUACCUGGAAAUUCGAGAUGGCUCCAGUGAAAAUAGUCCUUUGAUUGGCCAUUUUUGUGGCUAUGAUAAACCAGAAGAUAUCAGGUCGACUUCUAAUACAUUGUGGAUGAAGUUUGUUUCAGAUGGAACUGUUAACAAAGCUGGGUUUGCUGCUAAUUUUUUUAAAGAGGAAGAUGAAUGUGCAAAACCUGACAAUGGAGGGUGUGAACAGCGAUGUGUUAAUACUUUGGGAAGUUACCAGUGUGCUUGUGAACCUGGCUAUGAGCUUGGACCUGAUAAAAGGAGUUGUGAAGCUGCUUGUGGAGGACUUCUGACAAAGCUCAAUGGCACCAUAACUACACCAGGCUGGCCCAAAGAAUACCCACCCAAUAAAAACUGCAUUUGGCAGGUGGUGGCUCCAACCCAGUACCGAAUUUCUAUGAAAUUUGAAUUUUUUGAACUAGAGGGCAAUGAAGUUUGUAAAUACGAUUUUGUGGAGAUCCGAAGUGGAUUGUCCUCAGACUCAAAAUUACAUGGCAAAUUUUGUGGGGCAGAAGUACCAGAAGUGAUCACUUCCCAAUUCAACAACAUGAGGAUUGAAUUCAAAUCUGACAACACCGUUUCUAAGAAGGGCUUCAAAGCUCAUUUUUUCUCAGACAAAGAUGAAUGCUCUAAGGAUAAUGGUGGAUGUCAACACGAAUGCAUCAACACUGUGGGAAGCUAUGUGUGUCAGUGCCGAAAUGGAUUUGUGCUUCAUGAGAACAAACAUGACUGUAAGGAAGCGGAGUGUGAGCAGAGGAUUCACAGUCCAAGUGGAAUCAUUACCAGUCCCAACUGGCCUGACAAGUAUCCAAGUAGGAAGGAAUGCACGUGGGAAAUCAGUGCUACUCCUGGACACCGAGUUAAACUAGCUUUCAGUGAGUUUGAGAUUGAACAGCAUCAGGAAUGUGCUUAUGAUCACUUGGAAGUGUUUGAUGGAGAAACAGAAAAAUCACCAAUUCUGGGUCGUCUGUGUGGCAAUAAGAUGCCAGAUCCCCUGGUAGCAACUGGAAAUAAGAUGUUCCUUCGCUUUGUUUCUGAUGCGUCAGUACAAAGAAAAGGCUUCCAAGCCCGGCAUUCUACAGAAUGUGGUGGUCGACUGAAAGCUGAAUCCAAUCCAAGAGACUUGUACUCUCAUGCUCAGUUUGGUGAUAAUAAUUACCCUGUCCAAGUCCGUUGUGAAUGGCUGCUGAUAUCGGAACGAGGAUCUUCAGUUGAAUUAAGUUUUCAGACUUUUGAGGUUGAAGAAGAAGCAGACUGUGGCUAUGACUACGUUCAGCUUUUUGAUGGUCAUGAUUCAACAGCUAGGAAUCUUGGUCGAUUCUGUGGCUCAGGGCCACCUGAAGAAAUCUAUUCAUCAGGGGAUGCUAUUUUAAUUUAUUUCCACACUGACGAUACAAUCAACAAGAAAGGAUUCCAUAUACGAUACAAAAGCAGAAAAUAUUCAGCUACCACUCAUACCAAAAAAUAAUGCCAAAACCUCUAUGUCCAAAAGAAAAGAAGCGAGCUUGAUGGGGAGAAGUAUUCUUUUUUUUUUUUUUCCUUCUAAAGUUAUUAGCACAACAAUUUUCUAUAAUGUGCUUGAAUCAACCAACUCCAAAAUCAGAAUUGUUUCUGUUCCCAACUUGAAAUAUUCAGGUAGCCCAGCGGAAUAGCCAUGAUGGUGAUUGAUGGGCUCCAUGAUUGACAAUAUCUGCAAAGUUGUUGGAAGGUCACUGCUGGGGUUUCCAGGAAGACUAGAAGAGCUUUUGUAAACGUCUUGACAUUUCUUAUGAAUGCUUGGCAACUGAAUUAUUUCCAUUCAGGAAAAGUGACUCUGCAGACUUUUUCUAAGAAUUGUUUGGUAUCAAAGAGAGGAGAAAGCAAGCAAACAAACAAAAUAAAUCACUGCAGCUCACAAACAACCCAAAACACUGUUCUUGUAUCUUAUUCUAAUUCUUUCGGCUUUGUAUCGAGGAUGCGUGCAAACCUGAAAACCAGAAACAUGAUAUAAUUUGACACAGAGAGGUCUAGUGAGAGUGGUCUGUGAGUGGCAAAAAUUUAAAAAUUCAUUUCUUCAGUGUUUUGGAACUAGAAUGUGUCAGCUUCAUUUUUUUUCAUUUUUAUUCCAAUUUACGAUAUUUGAAAUAUAACCAAUCUUUACACCAUUUUCACCUUUCCCAAAACUUUUAUGGUAUAACAUUAUUGCUAAUACUCUACAAGCAUGAUUACUGUCAGUUCCCCAAAGUGCUCGGUUUAUAGGUAAAGUCAUUUCUCUGUGGAGGUAUUUUCUUCUCAUCCACCUUAAAUCCAAGAAGCCAUGUGAUGUCUUUGGAACCCAACAGGAAAUAAUUAAGCCUUGGGAGCAGGAUUCUUCAUGCUGGCUUUUCUCAUAUAGCAGCUAGUAAAGAUGUCCUCACCACUGCUUGCCUCUUCCUUUGGAACAUUUUGUGGAAAAUUGCUGUUGACAUUGUUGUAUUUGGUUUAGCUAAACAGAAAUGACACUGAGUGGUAACCAAAUGGUAGCUUCUGGACCAAUUAUAAGAUUUCCCCCCCACCCUGGGAGUGAGUAAAGAAAUUUUUUGGCGGCAAAAAUGAUCUGUUGCUGAAAGAGAAUUUCUAUGGUGCUAUCCCAUGAACAUUUUUUUUUGUUUCAAAUUAUAGACCUUUGAGCCAACAACCUGCAGUUCAUGAAUGUCUCCCAAUGUCUGGCUGGCUUCAUUCAGAGACUAAAGACUUGUUAAAUGUAUCAGUAGGUUCUUGUGUUGGCAACACUGGUCCUGUGGAACAAGGACUUCUAAUGGCCUUAGAAAUCUUGCACAUGAUCAAAUAGAUCUUUCUGUAGAUACAUCUUUGAUUUGAUAAAUAAUUUUGACAAGUUGAACAUUUUAAUGUUAACACUAUGAUUUCCAAGCAAAACCAUUUCCAUGGCUAGAGCAUCUGAUGUAAAUAUGAAGGCCUGCUUUUGAUAUAGAAAUGUUAUUUUAGAUGGAAUUCUGUGCUUUGGGCCAUAUGUGAUCUUAUUGUAUAUGCCUAUGUGUGGAUGUAUGUAUGAGAGAAUGCUGCAAGGGGAUGAGAGGUGUGUGUUUGGACAGCUCUACCUUCCAUGUCAAGUUAUACUGGAAGCCCGUUUAGAGGUAGCACCUUUUCAUUGACGGUUUCAUGGAUAAACAAUGGGGACUUUUACUCCCUACAGACUCAGUUACAAGGAAGUGUGCUGUUUUACUUAGAAGAAAUGUUAUUUUGAUACUCUGUGAUGUAGGCUGCUACCCAAAGUAGCUUAGUUUCUGUUAUUUGUCCAGGAACAUUCACUGGCACUAAUAAAUUGGGUGUUUUUUUCUUUCUUU
Molecule: messenger RNA, 3571 nt
Organism: Antechinus flavipes (yellow-footed antechinus)
Lineage: Eukaryota; Metazoa; Chordata; Mammalia; Dasyuromorphia; Dasyuridae
Product: tolloid-like protein 1
Exons: 10
Coding region: 1-1716 (571 amino acids)
Molecular function (GO): calcium ion binding; metalloendopeptidase activity
Source: RefSeq, a predicted model, not a curated record